This is a messenger RNA of Sphaeroforma arctica JP610, 2157 nucleotides long. RefSeq lists its product as hypothetical. The transcript is spliced from 13 exons. Gene Ontology annotation, biological process: cell division. The record is from RefSeq and is a predicted model, not a curated record. NCBI's taxonomy places the organism in Eukaryota, Ichthyosporea, Ichthyophonida. Gene Ontology annotation, molecular function: protein binding. The coding region runs from base 300 to 2093 and encodes 597 amino acids.
UAUUAAUGGCGUACUUAGUACAUGGUAUUAUACACAAUUGCAUAUCCAAUACCACUCUGAAAUAAGGCUAUACGUCGGGAUGGACGGUGUCUAUUGACUUUGAGACACAAGAGUUUUGCACACCGUCGCUCUAUAAAACAUCACCUUUACUGAAAAGUAGUUCCGAGCACUUGCGAGUGGAAAUCAGAGGUAGGUAGUCCAUCUACCCAAUCACUAGACGGCUUUCUACAUAUCUCAAGCACACCAGCACUGCGAGUGUCGUAUAAUAGAAAUAAGCAAAUGAUUCGAUCGCCGUCGUCAUGUUCGGCAAUCACGACUCCCAGGUGACGGCGACACAGCUGAAGAAUGCGGCACAAAGCUCACUCGACGCAUACAACUACGAGAAUGCCAUCUUCCUUUGCGAAAGGUCACUAGCCGAGCAGGAUAGUGAACAAACACGGUGCCUGUUAGCCAAGUGCCACUUUCUCAACCGCAAUCUGACGGCCGCCUACGGUGUAUUAGACAACCCCGAACCACAAACAGUGAAUGGUCUUUGGCUCAAAGCCAGAGUCUGCUGGGACAUGGACAAAUGGCACGAGGCGGAGGAGAAACUGCUCUGUGUGCUCGCCUUGCUGAACGAACCCGAAGGAUCUAUUAACGACACUGCUGGUGCACCUGUUGUCCCCAAAUCGGAGGUGUUGUGGUUGCUGGGCGAAGUGACUAAUCGAACAAAUCGGGUGCAGAAGGCCAUCAAGGCGUACUCAGAGGCCUUGGAAUUUAAUCCUUAUAUGUGGAAGUGCUGCGAAAGACUCGCAGAUCUGGGUGCGUGGCAAUGUAUUGAAGGAAAGUUUUCGGACUCUGCGGCACAACAUUACUACGCGAAGAGGUUAAAAACUGACGAGCCUGCGCCCAAAGCAAGGGCUCCGCUGACGAGCAAGACAACAGCCAGCAUCAAUACAACACCAAGCAAUAUAUACACAACCCCUCCGAAUGUACACACCUCAGCUAACAACGCAGCCGAGAACUUAUUCCGCAACGACCGAAGUUGUCAACGAAGCUCCCGGAAGGGCGCACCGUUCACCGGCGACAACGCAACCUCUAAAUCAAUAAGCUAUAUUAUGAAGAUUUUCAGAACACUGGCGGACGGAUACUCUCAAGUAAGCAAAUGUUCCUGUAAAGAAGGCAUAGUCAUCUUGAGGUCCUUACCAAAGAUACAAGUCAACACGGCCUGGGUACAGAGGUUAAUAGCUAAGUGCUACUACGAGAGAGGUGAAUACGUCGUGUCUGGCCAAACAUACGAAUAUGCUCGCAGGCUUGCACCGUAUGUUCAUGACGGCAUGGAUCUGUACUCGACCGUUCUGUGGCAAUUGAGAGCCACCAAGGAACUGAGUGGUCUCAGUCACCAACUGACGGCAGACAACAAACACAGCGCAAUUGCAUGGUGCGUUGUUGGGAACGCCUUCUCACUACAGAAAGACCAUGAAUCGGCUCAAGUCUUCUUCGAGCGGGCGAUACAAUUGGACCCACACUAUAUGUAUGCCUACACCUUGCUCGGUAUGGAGUACGAGGCUAUUGAUGCUUUUGAUAAGGCGAAGGCAUGCUAUUUGAAAGCGGCCAGGAUCAGUCCAAGGUACUAUAAUGUCUGGAACGCGCUGGGACAGACCUUCCUGCGCGAAGAGUCCUACGCCCGAGCCACCUCAUGCUUCGUAAAAGCACACGAGCUCAAUGCCAACAGCAGCAUCAUCGCAUGCAACCUGGGCAAUGUAUAUUUAGCACAGAAGCAGUAUGUAGUAGCGCUAAACCAUUUCGACCUGGCACUCAACAUAGAUCCCAAGAACGCGGUGGCGACAUACUACAAGGGCAAAGUGCUCAACUUCCUGGGGAGAUGUGAGGAGGCACUGGUGCUGCUGCUGGACCUGAUGGACGUCGCACCUGGGGAAGCCAAGAUCUACUAUCUCAUCAGCAAGAUUUACAGAGAACUGGAACGCACCAAUGACGCGGCUAUGUACCUGCGAUGGGCCCGAGACCUGGACCCUCAGAGCGCAAGCAGGCCCAUAGACUCUGAUGACGACGACGUAGCGGACAAUGAUAUAGUAGAGGAUGACAACCCGUGAUAGCAUAUAUGCAGCGGGAAAACCCAGGACUAUUCGCAGUAUGGUCAAGUAAAUAUGUAUACCC